This is a messenger RNA of Equus quagga, 3053 nucleotides long. It is a transcript of the gene CETN3, whose product is annotated as centrin 3. The record is from RefSeq and is a predicted model, not a curated record. Gene Ontology annotation, cellular component: microtubule organizing center. Gene Ontology annotation, biological process: spindle pole body duplication. The transcript is spliced from 5 exons. Gene Ontology annotation, molecular function: microtubule binding; calcium ion binding. The coding region runs from base 113 to 616 and encodes 167 amino acids. NCBI's taxonomy places the organism in Eukaryota, Metazoa, Chordata, Mammalia, Perissodactyla, Equidae.
UCCUUGAGGCCGCCGAGGUCGUUGGUGUCUGUUGAACGGGUGCGGAAGUCGUGCUGCCUUGGGUAGGGGGUUAAAGUCGUUCUUGAGAGAAACGUCUCUGUCCGAAGAGAAAAUGAGUUUAACUCUGAGAAAUGAGCUUGUAGUAGACAAAACAAAGAGGAAAAAAAGAAGAGAACUCUCUGAAGAACAGAAACAGGAAAUUAAAGAUGCUUUUGAACUAUUUGACACAGACAAAGAUGAAGCAAUAGAUUAUCAUGAAUUAAAGGUGGCAAUGAGAGCCUUGGGAUUUGAUGUGAAAAAAGCUGAUGUACUGAAGAUUCUUAAAGAUUAUGACAGAGAAGCCACAGGGAAAAUCACCUUUGAAGAUUUUAAUGAAGUUGUGACAGACUGGAUAUUGGAAAGAGAUCCACAUGAAGAAAUAUUGAAGGCAUUUAAACUAUUUGAUGAUGAUGAUUCAGGUAAAAUAAGCUUGAGAAACUUGCGACGUGUUGCCAGAGAAUUGGGUGAAAACAUGAGUGAUGAAGAACUUCGGGCUAUGAUAGAAGAAUUUGAUAAAGAUGGUGAUGGAGAAAUAAAUCAAGAGGAGUUCAUUGCUAUUAUGACUGGUGACAUUUAAAGAAUUACAAGGAUAAACACUAAGAAUGUUGCAGUUAUCAUCUUAAAUUCUAUUUUUGUGCCUGGAGCCAUGUUAAAAAAAAACCCAACUUAGUUCUUUUUUCCAAAAGGACCAAAAAUAAGCAUCUUAUGUAUUCAUAUUUUACUACUGUUAAGUUUCUUUGUAUAAACAGUAUUGUUAGUACUGUAAUAGUUUAGCUUUGUAUUUAUAAUAUAGCUUUUAUAUAUAAAAAGUUUGAAAAAUUGAAUCGUGAUAGACAUUUCUUUGAAGAUUUUUUAUUCAGCAUUUUAGUAGUCACUUGUUUCGGUGCACAUGUUUUUCAGACUUUUCAUUAAUAAAAUGUUUAUUUUCUUAGUAUUUUAAAGUUUGGUAAAUUUUCUGUUUUAUUUUGAUUCCAAGUAUCUGUUAACCCUCAAUAGUAUCUUUCUUAAAUCUUUUCUCUUACACUACUGGUUUCAGAAACAAAAAUUGAAAUACAAAUAGCAAUAGAAUAGCACAUUUUUCCAUUAAAAAUUUGACAUUUUAUGUUUCAGUACAAGUUGAUGACUCAAUAUAGGCAUAAUUCCUUUUUUGAGAGUCGCGUCUUUUAGUUUGCAGGGAAAAAGUAUUGUGCACAUAAAUCCAUUUAUCCUCGUGCAUUAUGUUCUAUAACACUUUUGGUAUCUUAACGUAAGUUAUGACAGUUAAAUCUGGGUAUUUCCUUCUUAAACUAAUUGAAUACAGUUUGAAUCAUCUAACUUCUUGACAAAGUGAAAGAUUUAAAUUUUGGAAUUUUGAUCUGUUGAGAUAAUUAUCACUCAAUUAAACGUCACAGUGAUGAAAAUGGAAAACUGUAAGCCAUAGAAAUCACUUAAGGCUAUGUUUUACCUCUAUAAAGAACAUUGUGUGAUUCACCAGGAAACAGUAGAGACAGACUUUACAGGUGGGCUCUUCUGCCUUGUAGAAGUGUGUGUUAGGGGGAAACAAGUGGUUAUGGGAGAUAGAUCAUAGGGAAAUGUUACCUAUACUGAUCCUUGACUAAUAAUCUGGUUCCUGUGGUAGGGGUUCUCCAGGAAGAAAGUUGACUUAUUUCAGUGAUCUUUUUUAGAUUUCUUGUUUAAAUUUAAAAUACAGUAAUAAUUUGAGGCAUUUUAAAUGUUGUGAGCCUCAUGGAGUAUUACAUAAAGAGUUAUCCACUAGAGAUUUAACAAAAAAAUCAGUAGGGAAUAAUAGUGGUAAUGUUUCAAACAGUUAUCUAGGUAGAAAGUUAAUUGUUCAUCAUAUUAAAAUUUAAUUUUGAGUAUGAAAUCAGUGUUCACAGUUGUAACAAUAUUCAUGGCAACAAAUAGACUUUGAAAUUUAAAAAUUUUUAUCACCCUUACUGAUGAAUUGCCUUCUAUGGCUUGAUCACAAAAUAAGUUGAUUUCUGAGAAAUUGAAGAGUAAAGAAAGUGAAGAAUAAAACACAUAUAAAUCUAGGCUUACUAGUCUUCUGCCACUUUGUUGGAACAAAUAACUCAAGCUACUUUUUGUCACUUAUAGAGAUAACUUCUUUAUUCUUAAUAGGAAUACUUACUCCUUGAGAUAUCAGCAGUUUUGUUUCUUCUGUUCUUACUGUGAGAGGGAAGAGUGCUCAUCUCAGCUCUUUAUGUUUGUGGUAGCUUUCUCCUACAGACGGAUGUGAAUUAUUCUCAAGUUCUUUCCAGAGUUAAUCAGAAACUGUAGAGUAGAUAAAAUUUGCAAGUAGAGGUGGCAGUAGAAGAAAGCAGAGAAUUUGCUUUAAAAAAGAGGGAGGUGGAGGUGGUUAUUAGUCAUAUUUAUCAUGAUUAGUCAUAUUUAUCAUGAUAAGUCAUAUUUAUCAUGCAGUGGCAUUUCAUGAUGUAAGAAAAUGUCUGUUAGUUGCUAAACUUGCCUAGUGCAUUGCUGUUCUGGUGUCCUGGUAAGCUUUGAUAGUUUGAGAUUUGUCAGCUAGGACCUUUUCCUUCACGUUUGUUAUAAGCCAACAAAGCCUACUUUCUGAAGAAGCUAUGUGCCUAAUAGCAGCUCUUAUUUAGAGUCUGGAGGUAGGUAGUUGGGAUGGGGAGGAAAGCAAGCUAUUUGUUCUGCACUCAAUGUGUUGUAGGUACUGUCCUAGACUUAUUUAAUCCUUUAUUGCCGGAAAUUCAUGCAGCACUUCUAAUGGAAGACUUUCUAAUUUAGUUGCUGUGCUGGUGUUAAUGGCCUUACAUCAGCAAACAGCAAGGUGAGUAGACUAUCCAGUUGAGUGACUAAUGGCCUCAGCUCCAUAAGCCAUCUAUCUGAUGCUAGUCUCUGGAAGUGAAUUCUCUCAGGGAUUUACUAGUGAUGUGUUCUUGAAAAGGAUUGUUUACAGUGUUUUGAAGACAUUGCAAUGUGAGGAAGGCAAAAUGAUUUCAAAUAUCACUUAAAAUAUGUAAUUUAAAUUACGUGAGUAAUAAAUA